UCUGGUCACCCAUCGCUGCUGGUCGCCGCAUCGUUAUGUCGUGCGCAGGUCAUACGAGUGCUCAUUAGAGGUUUUGUGUUGUUUUUUUUUUUGCUAGUGUAGUUUCGUGGUCGAAGAGUACAAAGUAAAUCUUGGAGCGAAGUCGAGGCACAGCGUGACCUCGCGUGUGAUCACGCGUCGCGUAAACCGUUGGAAAUGUUAAGACGUACGUUGAUAUACGCUUCCGACGAUUUCGGCUGGGGUCACUGAAGAGUGGUAUUCGCGUGAGCAAUGGCGCGAGCGCCUCGACGCGUCGUAGGAACGACGUGUGUACGGUGUAGAUGAUACAUCGGAGUCCAAUCCGCGUGGUAUGUUGUUUACGUUGCGCGCGAAGAUCUAUCGUUCGCGUUACGACGGCGCAAUAUACAGCUCGAAGGAUCUUGAGCGCGAGCCUCGUCGUGAGCCGCCAUGAGACGCAUUAGCGUUGGCGGUAUGAGUCGGCCAUCCAAAGCCGUGACUCAAGCAAAGAAAGUAGCUCCACCAGCUGUACCAGAUGUGUUUCGACAUUCUGGUUCCUCUUUCGGCUCGGCUGGAUAUGCUAGCAGCGAAGAUAAUUGCUUCCUCUCUGGAAGCGGCCCCGGAGGUACGACAGACGAUGGUUCCUACGUGGUGCCAUCUGGAAAAAGUCCAGGACCUAUUUUUACACAUUCGGGCUUCACCUUUCCGCCGGUGAUUGGCAAGUAUGCCCACGCCGAAGAUCAAGGUAUUGAUAUGACCCAGAGUCCUGGUAGAGACAGUCCUGGUAGUUCCGGAUCAGGUUCCGGUUCUAGACAUUCUAGAGCGUCUGGAUAUCACUUAGGACUUAGAGGGCCCGGUGCUCUUGCUUCGUCUCCUAGAUGCUCUAUUAGUUCACUCGGGAGUCAUCCUGAUCGACCGACUGAUCUUGACGUCGUUCACGCUUGGUUAACUGAACUCCAAUUCGAGGAAUACUUUCCUUUGUUCGCUUCCGCAGGUUAUGACCUUGCAACUAUAACGCGUAUGACACCGGAGGAUCUUACGGCUAUAGGUAUCAAAAAACCUAAUCAUAGGAAACGACUAAAAGCGGAAAUAGAUAAUUUAAAUAUAGGAGAUGGUUUACCAGAACAUGUGCCUGGAUCGCUCGAAGAAUGGCUCAGGCUUCUCAGACUUGAGGAAUAUCUUGGUGCUCUUCAUCAACAGGGUAUGCGAUCCGUCGAAGACGUGACAACUCUCACUUGGGAAGAUCUGGAAGACAUUGGUAUAGUACGGUUAGGACAUCAGAAAAAAUUAUUGUUAGCAAUUAAAAGAGUUAAAGAUAUUCGCGCUGGCAAGCGUAUACAACCACUUGAUCUUGCGCGCUUGCCGCCACAUCCUGGGCAUACGCAGGACGUUGUUAUUCAACGAAGUGGACCUGAUUUACCAUCACCUGAUGAAAAUUGUUCUUCGCCUGUACUUAGAUCUUUUCAAAGAGGUGGAAGCGAUACUACUUCUGAUGUUACUUGGAAAAGUAUGUAUGCCGCGUUUCCAACUGAUUACAAUACAGUUGGCCGUACUAGCUGCCGAGGAAAAUCUUUGGAAAGUCUAGAGGAUGCGCCUCUUGGUUAUCCUCCAUCACCAGCUCCAACAUCGCAUCCACAAUCCCUCGAUUGGCGUCCACGCAGUUUUGAAGAUGGUGAUCUUACACCCACGAAUGAUUCCGUUGUAGAUGCUGGUGGGGGCACUCUUCCACGACCAAGACAUUGUCUCGUUCGUCCACGACCUGUAGCCAAGGUCACUGCAACACCAGGUCAAUAUAAAUCCUUGCCGAGAGACUUGAAUAACAAGUAUCAAUUAACAUAUGGACUCGAAAGUAGUCCACAUCUUCCAAAACGAUGUCCUCCAUCACCUCCAAGGCGACAAAGCUCUAGAGAUACAACUAGUUCUUCCGUAAUCGCUGUUGGUGGCUCGGUGAUCGGUGACGUCGUAAUAGACUGCAGCGGACCGGUGCCAACCGCUUCAUGUGACGAUCAUCUUAUUCAUCAUCAUCAACAUUUGCUUCAUCAUCCAUCGCCGCCACCACCAGCGCCUACGCCGGUGCCUACGUCAGCAUCUUCCACACCACCGCAAUUAAAUCGACCAUCUUCUUCCAUGUCACGUUCUUGGGGUAGCGUUAGCGUUAACAUUAACGAAGAACACGAGUUAAUUGCAUCUCUCGCUCUGCAACAUCGCAACGGAUCAGAUGCUAGUUUUAAAUCAAGUUCCAGUACAGAAUCAGAUUCGUUGCCGUUUGCCAAUGAGAAUGCCGGUACGAUAAAACAAAGGGCCAACCGAGCACAAGAAUAUAUAACGGGUGGUCCUAAUAGUAGUAUAAGUGGUCAUAUAGUCAAUCAUCAUUCCAAUGGCGGAGAACCUGCGGAUGUUUUGAACGACAUUGGGAAUAUGCUUGCCAAUCUUACAGAUGAGCUCGAUGCAAUGCUCGAAGAAGAGAAACGCCAAGGCCUGAACUCAUAAUCAUCACUGCCUUCGUUUGCACUUUUCUAUCUAACUAAAGUUGCCAUAGAAAUGCAGGCUUUGAUACAUGAAAUAAAUAAACUUGAUUAGUGCAACGUGUACACAAUUAGAUACAAGUGAAUACAAUUCAUGACGAAAUAAAUUGAUAGAAUCGUGUUGAGAAUCGAAUUCUAAGAUCCACAAAGAUGCAAAUAUUUACCAAUAUAAAUCUAUGUCUUCGUUGCGAAAAGAACAGAAUCUUUUAUUCCAAAAAGAAAAUAAAUUACGUCAUUCGAAAUCGAUGAAACUAUUGUUUCAUAUUGUACAGAUUAAUGAAUAUCCAAAAUACAUCUAUUUUCGCGUGAUUUAUGUUUUGUUUUGAUUUUUUUUUUUUUUCGAUUCUUUAUUGGGACAAAAAUACUUUAUACUUUUGCAUAGAAACAUCUUGAAUGUGCCAGCAAAUUUCCAAACGCAGUUGUGGUAUUACAUCUAUACUGGUAUUGCACAAUUUUUUUCUACUUCUUUUUGGAGUAAUAAUCAUAUUCCUUUUUAUUAGUCUUUUUUUACAAUGGACAAUAUUACAAAUGAGUGAUAAUACAAUACGUGUUGCUCUAUUCUAUAUAAAUUAGGGCAAUCCAAAGUAUUCAAACAAAUAUGAAAUACUGACGUAGCAAGGAGAGGGGGAAGGGAAAAAAAUAUUAACAAAUAUAAAUAUAUUUGUAUAAUUAUAAUUUGUACUACAGAUCGUAUUGCAAACAAUUCGAAAAGAACACAUGUGUUUUCUGUAUAAAAUCUUUUUAUAUCUGUAACAAAUUUGUAAUUAAUCAAAUCUAACUCCUUUUCUCUAUAAAAUUUGAUUUUCGUUAAUAUACGUACAUUCCAAUUGAUUUUUCCAUUUCCGUCCUUCCUUAAAUUGAUAAUAUGAUAGAAAUCGAAAAUUUUCUCAUAGUUGACUUUGUAAAAGAGCAAGAGGCAAGGAAAGAUAGUUGUGUUCACCCAAAUAAAGCAGUCCCGAAUGUUAGAGACAUAUUCAUAGAAAAAUUGUUACAAUGAUAAAGAAUAAAGAAUUAACAGCUGCAUCUUGUAUGAAUUUAUAAGCUUUUGUAUGAUUUUUUAGAAAGUCACAGGAUAUAAUUCGUUAACAAGAGUUUUAUAAGAAAUGUUAUCAAUCGUACUUAGACUUUCAAGGUAAUAUGGUUUAGUACAGAAAUAUAAGUAGUGUAUGCUAAUUAACACUUUGUAUUGUUAUCUGUACUAAUUAAUUUAGAAAUAUAACUUACUAUUAUUAUAUGACACACUUAGAUAGUGAAGCAGUGGAAAGUAUUCAUAUGUAUUAAAUCAAAGUAGCUGUGGAGACACUUUUGAGAUAAGACUCGAAAUGAUCUUCCGAAAAUGUAUGUUACUAGUAUGUUCUGCGAUCUGGAUGUAUUUUGCAAGAAAUUUCUUUUACAAUGUACUAUUUAUAUGAGGGUUAACCAGAAAAUAAGUUCCGAUGGCCUAUUAAAAGAAAACAAGUCUAUACUUACA
Messenger RNA from Acromyrmex echinatior (Panamanian leafcutter ant), 3993 nucleotides. It is a transcript of the gene ckn, whose product is annotated as CRK like proto-oncogene, adaptor protein. The record is from RefSeq and is a predicted model, not a curated record. Gene Ontology annotation, biological process: cell surface receptor protein tyrosine phosphatase signaling pathway; axonogenesis. Gene Ontology annotation, molecular function: protein phosphatase binding; signaling adaptor activity. Gene Ontology annotation, cellular component: focal adhesion; axon. Lineage: Eukaryota; Metazoa; Arthropoda; Insecta; Hymenoptera; Formicidae.